Molecule: messenger RNA, 447 nt
Organism: Postia placenta MAD-698-R-SB12
Lineage: Eukaryota; Fungi; Basidiomycota; Agaricomycetes; Polyporales; Adustoporiaceae
Exons: 4
Coding region: 1-447 (148 amino acids)
Biological process (GO): translation; negative regulation of translation
Cellular component (GO): mitochondrial large ribosomal subunit; ribosome
Molecular function (GO): structural constituent of ribosome; mRNA binding
Source: RefSeq, a predicted model, not a curated record
AUGUCGCAGGCAAUUGGCAACACAGCCCUAGCAUAUGCCCGAGUCUGGCACCAUGCUGAUGCUUCCGAGCGCGUCCUCGGCAAGCUCGCGGAGCGCAUAGCGAUCGUGCUCAUGGGCAAGCACAAGCCAAUAUUCGAUCCUAGCGCCGACUGCGGAGACUACGUCGUUGUAACGAAUGCUCGGAAGGUGAAGGUGACGGGGAACAAGGCGCAGCAGCUCGUCUACCGACAUCACACGAUGUACCCCGGAGGUCUCAAGGAGAUUCAGUACAAGGACAUGAUGGCCAAAAAGCCUGACGAGAUCAUUCGUCAAGCGGUGUCAGGCAUGUUACCAAAAAACAAGCUCCGAGAGCGGAGACUUCAAAGACUGCGUAUUUUUGAGGGGGAGGACAUGGGUAUAUUCCAGCACAACAUCUUGAAGCGGUGGGAGGACGGCACGCUACAUUAG